Molecule: messenger RNA, 996 nt
Organism: Saprolegnia parasitica CBS 223.65
Lineage: Eukaryota; Oomycota; Saprolegniomycetes; Saprolegniales; Saprolegniaceae
Exons: 3
Coding region: 1-996 (331 amino acids)
Biological process (GO): transmembrane transport
Source: RefSeq, a predicted model, not a curated record
AUGACCGGUCCUCCGCCAACGGGCGACGCGGUGACGCCCCAGCUCCUUCGCCGUCACACGACCGGCGCCGUGAGCUUCGGCGACGCCGGCGACGUGUGCACUGAGACCGUCGACGUCGACCACCAGCGCCGCUUGCUGGAUGAGAUUGCCAAGCAGGCGACUGUGCUCUUUGCCGGCGGCGUCGCAGGCAGCGUCGGGAAGACAUGCACGGCGCCGUUGAGCCGCCUCACCAUCCUCUUCCAAGUCCACAGUAUGGUCUCUGCGACGCACAAGGGCAAGUUCUCGGACUCGUUGCCGCAGGCCUUCAUGAAGGUCGUCCGCAACGAGGGCGUCGUGUCACUUUGGAAAGGCAAUGGCGCGAGUGUGGUGCACCGGUUUCCAUACUCGGCCGUCAACUUUUUCACGUACGAGCUCAUGAAGGGGUCAUUCGGCGAGGCGUCGUCGCAAUCGGGGCAAAUGUCGAUCAGCUUCCUCUCUGGCGCGAUCGCGGCCGCGACGUCCACAAGCGUCUGCUACCCCAUCGACCUCAUUCGCACGCGCCUCAUCACGCAGCUCGACAAGGACAUUCGGUACCGCGGUAUCUCGCAUGCGUUCCAUCGCAUUCGCGCCGAAGAGGGCACGCGUGGGCUCUACCGUGGCCUCUCGACGACGCUGCUCGUGACCGUGCCCAACAUGGCCGUGAACUUUACCAUGUUCGAGGCCCUCAAAGAGAUGGCGCUCGCAUACCGCAGCCGCGAGAACGCGUCCGUGAACACGUCGCUCGGCGUUAUCGACACCCUUCUCUGCGGCGGCGUCUCGGGCAUCAUCUCUGGCAUCCACGGAGGUGGGAAGGCCUUGUCCGCCAUGGAAAUCACGCGUGCGCUGUACGCAGAGCAAGGUGUGCAAGGCUUUUACCGAGGUCUUGCGCCCGAGCUGCUCAAGGUCAUCCCCAUGGUCGGCAUCACGUUUGGGUCGUUCGACUACAUCAAGCAGGCGCUCCAGCUCGAGGCGCGGUAG